Messenger RNA from Marmota monax (woodchuck), 692 nucleotides. Its product is annotated as hemoglobin subunit theta. NCBI's taxonomy places the organism in Eukaryota, Metazoa, Chordata, Mammalia, Rodentia, Sciuridae. The transcript is spliced from 3 exons. Gene Ontology annotation, molecular function: oxygen binding; oxygen carrier activity; organic acid binding. Gene Ontology annotation, biological process: hydrogen peroxide catabolic process; oxygen transport. Gene Ontology annotation, cellular component: haptoglobin-hemoglobin complex; blood microparticle; hemoglobin complex. The coding region runs from base 118 to 561 and encodes 147 amino acids. The record is from RefSeq and is a predicted model, not a curated record.
CAGAGAACAAGGGGCCAGUGUUUCAGCAGUGAAGAAUAAAAGACGCGACUCGUAGCCUCAGAACAUACCUGCUUGUGACCCUUCCGUAAUCACCAGCAAACUCCCAGACCUGACAUCAUGGUGAAUCUAACUGCUGAGGAGAAGAACAUUAUCUGUGGCCUGUGGAGCAAAUUGAAUGUGGAAGAGACCGGAGGUGAAGCCUUGGGCAGGCUCCUUGUUGUCUACCCCUGGACCCAGAGAUUCUUUGACAGCUUUGGCAACAUGUCCUCUCCCUCUGCCAUCAUGGGUAACCCCAAGGUCAAGUCCCAUGGCAAGAAGGUGCUGACUUCCUUUGGAGACGCCAUUAAGAACCUGGACAACCUCAAGGGAGCCUUUGCUAAGCUGAGUGAGCUGCACUGUGACAAGCUGCAUGUUGAUCCUGAGAACUUUAAGCUCCUGGGUAACGUGCUGGUGAUUGUUCUGGCCUCUCACUUUGGCAAGGAAUUCACCCCUGAAGCGCAGGUUGCCUGGCAGAAGCUGGUGACUGGUGUUGCCAAUGCUCUGGGCCACAAGUACCACUAAACCCGCCUUCCUAUUCACCAGUGCUCCCGUGUGUCUCCAGUACCCUCCUUCUGUACAUGGGGACUGAGCUCAGCCUUGACAGCAUAGCUUCUGCUUAAUAAAACAUUUCUUCAGUAAUUCAAAAUUGAAAA